Funneliformis mosseae is the source of this 1590-nucleotide messenger RNA. NCBI's taxonomy places the organism in Eukaryota, Fungi, Glomeromycota, Glomeromycetes, Glomerales, Glomeraceae. The record is from the annotation of a GenBank genome assembly.
AUGAAAGAACGACGGGUAGUUACUUCCUUUUUAACUUAUACCGAAGGAAGUGAGACUUUUGGUCAAGGAAAUAAAUUGUUGUUGUUAAAGCGUAGUGAUAAAGUCAGGACUUAUCAAAAUCAUUGGGCAGGUGUGAGUGGAGGGAUUGAGACCAAUGAUUCAUCACCCUUAGAGAGAGCAUUAAAAGAAAUUCGAGAAGAAACUUCACUUUCCUCUAAUGACAUCACACUCAUUCGCAGUGGUAAACCAUUAAAGAUCACGACAGAAAUCACAUGGAAAGUUUACCCAUUUUUAUUUCACAUAAAUUCCCCAACAUUAAUAAAUCAAAUUCGAAUUGAUUGGGAACAUCAAACAUUUAAGUGGAUUAAUCCAUCUGAAAUAAUCAAUUAUGAAUGCGUGCCAAGUUUACUGGAAACAUUACAUAGAGUAUAUUUACCCUUAUGCGUUCACGAAGGUUUAAAUGAUUUAUUUAAGAAUAGAUCUUCUGGGGCUCAAGAAUUAUCAAUGAAAGCUCUUGAUAUACUGAAAGAGGCGGUAAAAAGUAAGGAGUGUAGAACAAUUUCUAAAGAUACAUUGGAGUUGUGGAGAAAUUUGUUAAAUAUAUGUUGGCAUUUAACUCAAAUUAGACCAAAUAUGAAAGCUUCAAUUUCUUAUGGUAUCAUUAAUGUUUUGAAGAGAUCAAAGCAAUUUCUUCAGGAAGGAAAGAAAUUGUCACUUGAGGAAUUCGAAACCUUUGUAAUAGAUUUAAUUGAUCAAACAAAAUCAACCUUUCAAGAAAAUGAAAAAAAAAUUAAUGAAAAUUUCUUGAAUGUGUUAUUUCCCUCCCUUGGAGUCAAGAAAUUACAAGGAGGGCAAGAAACGAAUCCUCCGUUAAAAAUUCAUAUCAUUACAUUGAGUUAUUCUUCUACAAUUUGUUCCGCACUUUCCUCACUUAUUCAAAAUUUUAUUAAUUAUUCUUCUCAGUUGAGAGAAGAUUAUGAUUCCUCAUCUCUUACCAUAACGAUCAUGGAAUCACGUCCGUUAAAUGAAGGUGCGACUCUUGCAAAAAAGUUAUCAUCUUUUCUACCAUCAUCAACAAACACUCCCUCCCAUUCAAUUUGCAUACAAGUUAUAACGGAUGUGUCAUGUAAUUAUUUCAUGUCAUCCGUUACUCACGUUUUACUUGGUGCUGAUCGAAUCUUGGGUAAUAAUGGUAAUAUAAUAAAUAAGAUUGGUUCAAUGUCUCUAGCUUUAUCAGCAAAUUAUUUCAAUAAACCUGUUUAUAUUUUAUCGAAAUCUGAUAAAAUUGCUUCAUUUUCCUCUUCGGGAGAUGAGCCUUCAGGAGAAAUGGAACAAGAAAGCAAAAAAGAGGAAGGAGAAGAGAUGGAAGAAAAUGAUUCAACUGAAUUAACAAAUUCUUAUGGCCAAGAUUGGAUUGAUAAUAUCAGAGAAAAAAAUGUUUUGAUUAGAAAUAUUUAUUUUGAAAUGGUAGAAUCAAAAUUUAUUAAUGGUUAUCUUAUGGAAAUUGAUGAUGAUGUUAUCAACGUUAAUAUGAUAAAAGAAUUAUGGAAUCUGAGAAAAGAUUCCGAGAAAAUUUUUGAUGAGAUUUAG